CAGGGCCAGCCUGGCCUGGCUGCUGCUGUCUGUAGCCACCCAGCUCUGGGUCUUACAGGUUACCAGGGUUCCAGGGCGCUUUUGCCCUUGCUCUGAUCUUUCCUGGGCUGGCACUGUGGUACUGCCGAGUCUCGGGGCUUGCAUCUGCAAAAUGGGAGUGUUCAAGAAGGCGAGCCCGAAUGGAAAGCUCACCGUCUACCUUGGAAAGCGGGACUUUGUGGACCACAUUGACCUUGUGGACCCCGUGGAUGGCGUGGUCCUGGUGGAUCCCGAGUAUCUCAAAGAGAGACGAGUCUACGUGACCCUGACCUGCGCUUUCCGCUACGGCCGGGAGGACCUGGAUGUCUUGGGCCUGACCUUUCGCAAGGACCUGUUUGUGGCCAAUGUGCAGUCCUUCCCACCCGCCCCCGAGAGCAAGAAGCCCCUGACGCGGUUACAGGAGCGCCUCAUCAAGAAGCUGGGCGAGCACGCCUACCCCUUCACCUUUGAGAUCCCUCCAAACCUCCCGUGCUCUGUGACAUUGCAACCAGGGCCCGAGGACACAGGGAAGGCCUGCGGUGUGGACUAUGAAGUCAAGGCCUUCUGUGCCGAAAACCUGGAGGAGAAGAUCCACAAAAGGAAUUCUGUGCGUCUGGUCAUCCGGAAGGUUCAGUACGCCCCAGAAAGGCCUGGCCCCCAGCCUACAGCCGAGACCACCAGGCAGUUCCUCAUGUCAGAUAAGCCCCUGCACCUAGAGGCGUCUUUGGAUAAGGAGAUCUACUACCACGGCGAACCCAUCAGCGUCAACGUCCACGUCACCAACAACACCAAUAAGACUGUGAAAAAGAUCAAGAUAUCGGUGCGCCAGUACGCGGACAUCUGCCUCUUCAACACAGCGCAGUACAAGUGCCCUGUGGCCAUGGAGGAGGCCGAUGACACGGUGGCGCCCAGCUCAACGUUUUGCAAAGUCUACACCCUGACCCCUUUUCUGGCCAACAACCGAGAGAAGCGAGGCCUUGCCCUGGAUGGGAAACUCAAGCAUGAAGACACCAACCUUGCCUCCAGCACCCUGUUGAGGGAAGGUGCCAACCGCGAGAUUCUGGGAAUCAUUGUCUCCUACAAGGUGAAAGUGAAGCUGGUGGUUUCUCGAGGCGGCCUGUUGGGAGAUCUUGCGUCCAGUGACGUGGCGGUGGAACUCCCCUUCACCUUAAUGCACCCCAAGCCUAAAGAGGAACCCCCACAUCGGGAAGUUCCAGAGAGCGAGGCACCAGUAGACACGAACCUCAUAGAACUUGACACCAAUGAUGACGACAUUGUAUUUGAGGACUUUGCCCGCCAGAGACUGAAAGGCAUGAAAGACGACAAGGAGGAAGAAGAGGAUGGCACGGGCUCGCCACACCUCAACAACAGAUAGACUGGAGCCUGCUCUCCCCUGGCGGCUCCAGGUCUACUCUCUUGCACUCAGAUACUUCCUUGUCUCCUCCCCACCCCCAUCCUGGUUUCCCCUUCCCUUUGUUCUUCCAGUUUCUACCAGAGGGCCCCCGUGGUCUUCCAAGUCUUGGUGAUGAACCUCUGGCCUCAGGACUGGCCCCACGUCACCAUGCCAACAAGACCACAGCACAUGACUUCAUCCCCCCUCUCCGGUCAGCUGUCCACUCACCUUUCCAUGCUCACUCUCAGAAUGACCUCCAUGGCCUGGCCUUGGGGGUUUGGCCUGAGCUGGUGCCCCAAAAGGCGCGGGUGAGGCAGUGGGGCCAUGGCGAUGGCGUGCGUGAUGGCUCAAGUCUGCAGUCCCCGGGAGGUGACACGGUUCUGGCAGCUAGAAGAUGACAGUAUUCAAGGCCACUCUUUUCGUUUCUGGCUGGAGGAGCAGAGCUGUGAAUAGAUUUUUUUUUUUCAAUGCCUUUGUGCAAUUGAGACCCACCAGAGACCUCCCUGCCCACCCUCCUUCACCUUCCACCUUGGCUCAUAUCCUUGUGUCUGGUAGUGACAUUGAUGGAGGCACGUUGACCCCAGGAGUGGAGGAAAGCGAUGGACUUUCUUACCAGCAGAUACCUAGGUUGGGGCAAGCUGCGUGAGCUAGCCACAUGUAUUAAUUCACGUGUCGUCAGGAUGUGACAUUUUAACUAUCUUGCAUUUUGUGUAUGGCUCCAUCUAUGUGCCUACUCAGAGAGAGAGAGAGAGAGAGGGAGGAUCAAGGGUCUUCAGCAAACACCAGCCCCUAGCAGAGUGAGCCCAAGCUUCUGAGGAGGUUUUCAGGGAUGGGGGCGGGGUGGGAGGAUGAGCACCCACCUUCCUUCCCUUCCGUGGUGGAUGGUUCUACAGGAACCAAGGACUAAGGGACAGAGGUGACUAGAUCUGCACGAUUCCCUAAGCCUCCCUUGUGCUUCUCUGGGGCUGGGCUGGACCAGUUUGCACUCUGGGAGAGAGAGUACUUGAAGUCACCAUUCCUAUCAUCAAGGGCCUUUCCACAGAGGGAAAGAGGCUUCUUGGUUUCUUCAUGGGGGCAGGGAGAGGGCGUUGAUAACCCUAACAGUUCCCAGGGUCAUGGGUGCUCGGUACCCAGGGGCUGGUGUUAGUGUCAUUGAGCCUGAACAACAGGGCAGAUAGGUGAUAAAACAGAAAGUGUUCAAAGGUAUCCCUGUCUGGUAUUUGAUGCUACCUGGUGUGACCACAGGCAAGUUCUUCCCCUACUUUGGGCCUUAGUUCCUCACUGGAAAAUCAAGGAGUUUGACCAAGUGAUCCCAAAGGGCUCCAGCUCUGGCAUCCGAGAGUUUGUGGACCCUAGAGCUUCAGGCUUGUCAAGCAGAACCAGGGCUGCCAAUUUCAGAGGGGCUUCAUGGGAUCUAAGAGGGGCCAGUGCCAGGCAGAGCAGAGAGUCCGUCCUCCGGGUUUAGGAAAGGCUGCCUUGGGGUCCCAUGGCCAGUCACCUCAUGUUGAGCUGCAGCCAUACCUCCAUGAACUUCUCUGUCCUGGGUCUGGAUAUCAUAAGGAAGGUCAGGGCUUAUAUUUACUGAGACUUGAACGGGAGGUGUGUGGACCGCCUUGGGGUCACUCAAAUAUAUUGAUUAGCAGGGCAAGGGGCUCUCACUUCAGUGUCUGCUCCCUCUAUCUUGGUCUCAUACUUGCCUGAGGAGGACACACUUUUGUGGUUGGGAGGGUUGAAACUGGGUCUCAGCAGAGGAUGAUCUUGAAUUCCUGCUUCCACUUCUGUGAAGUGCUGGGAUGACAGAUGUGUACCACCAUACCUGGCUUCACAUCUUAAUAGACAAAUUGGAUUUCAACCCAGCAUGUCCAGGGAUGAUCCAUCCAACCAUUUCUCAUGGAGAAAUGACCCAGUGCCAGCCUGGCCCUGUACCUUCUGUCACAAGAAGUCAACUGAAGGGAUCCCUUCCAGGUCAAAACAGUCCACCCUGGACAGUUACGCUCCUUAGCAUGUCCUGGGUACCUAGCUGCAGGCUCUCUUGGCAUCCAGCCUCUGCCAGAGUUUGCUGGGCGGUUUGAUCCUCACCUGGGCAGCUACAGAAUUGAUGGGUAGCUUGAAUCACACGCAAGGCAUCCAUGUGCCCUCCAGUGUCUUCCUCUGAAACCUUUGAGGCUGAUAUGAGACCCUUUGGCAUUUGGGGUACCUUCUCCUCUACAAACCUCUGUCCCCUGCCCCUCACACGUGCCAAGAACUUCCCAGGCUGCUUGACUGAGCAUCCUGCACCUCAGCGGCUCCAUUCUCCCUUUGUGUCCAUCCCAGUUUUAACCGAAGUUUCCCCAACUGCGGGGAAGAACCCGAAUCCUGUCUGUCUGUGCUCUUUGAGCCAGUCCUGCUCAAGUUAAUUCAUCCUUUGCCAACAUCCUCUGCUGGGUACAGGAGACGCCGGAAUGGGUCUGUCCUUAGAAAGCUCCCAGCCGGGGGAAAAGUCAGAGGCGGGUAACGAGAGCCAUUGCAUUGAGGGCUCCAUGGCUUCUACCAGUCCAUAUAGUGCCUUGGUGUGAAUUGGGACACACCCUUUCCAGUGUGCACAAACGUGAGUGUGGCCCACAGGCUGGAUUUUAGUACCCCUUGCUAAUUGGCCAGGAGCCCUUCCUCUGCAAGCUGUGUGCUGCGACGCACGGGCUGCCACGUUUCUCUGCCCUUUUCCAGAGCAGGGGGGUGCCUAGAUCACCUGACCAGGGCUUCUGGUCUCUCCAGACACCAUGGCCCUCCUUAGCCCCUGACAUGACUCAGUGCUUCCCUGUAGAGCCUCUGCCCCGUCUGUUUCAGAGUUAACCUCGCCAAGCGACACCUGGGAGAAAAGCUAGAAAUGUCGCGAAGCCCUGGGGCACUGCCAUAUCGGCUGUUUCUGUGUGAGUGUUUGGAGCCCAUGCCAGCCCAGCAGCCCACACGGGGACUUCGUGAUAGGCCACGAGGGCACCAGGCGCUGCUGAAAAUCCAGCGGGAGAGAGGGGGGGCUGGACUUAGCGCCGCAGCAAAGAGAAGCGCGCAGACCCGGGCAAGACGAGGAUUUGAGUUGUUUGGACCCUACGGUCUCGGGCCUCAGAGCCCAGCCGACUCCUCUGCGUUUGGCAGCGCGGAAGAGUUGCUGGCAAACUGAUUCCCACCCGGUGCAGUGAAAGGGACCCAGUGGUGCCUCAGUCUUGCAAGGAAAGUGGAGCAGUAACCCCUUCCCUGCCUCACGCUAGGGAUAGCUGUGAGGCUAAGAGGAGGCAAGGUGGGGGGGGCAGUGUCUUGUAAGUUUCGCUACACAGGAAUGGCCCAAGGUCACCCAGGAAGCUUGCUGUGGGCCAAGCCCUCGGCCCACCCACCUCCAUCUCUUGCACUGCUUCUCGCCAGGGUAGACAUCAGCCACGUGACGAGCAAGGGGCCCUUAGUGACCACACUGGGAGGGUGGUAUAGGUGCUAUAUUGUCCAAGGACAGGUUUUCCUGCAACCGGGACACUGAAUACACGGGAGAAACCAGUAAUUGAGGUCAGAAACAUCUAGAGCCCUCCCAAGGCCUGGGGUUUUCCUCCCCACGUCAUCCCCUAUCUCAGAGGCCACUUAAGAAGUUUUGUUGCCUCUGACUACAUGUCAGAGAGCUGAACCCAAAAUUGGGCCACACAAGAAAUCCCAGGGUGAAGGGAUUUGCCGUCUCCAUCCCUUUCACGACCCGUUAGAUCCCAUGUAGGAUCAGCGGGGUUACCACAAGUUCCUGGUGACUCUCAGAGCAGGCCAGACUUCCUCCCUGAACAGCUCAGCCCUGGCUGAUCGAUCCCCAGCGGUUUCUGGGGGCUGCAAGGGCACCCCUUCCCCACCAGUGAUUAGGGCCUGAAGUGCGCAGCUCCCAUCCAUCCCCAGCCUCUGACUCCUACAGGGACUUGUGGACACAAGCCUGUGGCUCUUCCCAUAUGCCUGUUUUUAAACUUGAGGACCAAAUGAAAUUCCCUUGCUCCUUACGCGGUCUGCACUGGGCCCGGCCCAGGCAGCUGCAUCACUUCUGCCCUCCCUCUUGGCCUGACGUGGCUUACUUGUGGGGUAGAUCCACACCUCUGUCACCCCCAUGUAGGGUCGCUCCAGGGGGAGGACUGUGGAAGGAAACCUCCUGGAACAUUCUCUCCCAACUCGACACUUCAGAAGUCAAAGCACAGGUCCUUGGGACCCACGAUAUGUAAAACACUCUUGACACAGUGGUUUUACAGCCAGGUACUGUGAACCUCCUGACAAUUCACAGAGCUUUGUCAGGGAGGGGGCAAAAGCUGAGUGUCCAGCGCUUGCCCCCUCCACUCCCACCUCCACCCGAAGAGCUCUGCUUUUAUCUCUCGCCUUGAGGUUUCACUUUUAAACUGCUUUGAAGAAAAACUUCGAACCACAAUUCUGAUCCUGGACCAGCAAGCACAGGUUCUAUCCUUGCUUUGGCGGGUUGGAAUGGCUCUAGCAUUCCAGUACAAAGUGUCUUUGCGUUGGAACUUGGGUCACUGGGCCCAGGCACUGGCGCUUGCGCGUGCAUACGCUCUUACACACACGCGCUCACAAGUACACACAUGCACAAUUUUCCAGCUGAUCCGCCCGGAAACACUGGCCUGAGUUUGAUGUGCACACAGGGCUUCGUGCUCAGUGAGGGCGGGCCUUGACCCUGAUACUGGCCCACGCAGCCUGGGGGAUCAUGAAGCAAGGGGACAGGCCCAGUGUCCACCCAGGAUUCAUAUCUGUACCCAUGUCUAUACCUCUUCCUUUCUGAGCCCUACAGCUCACAGGAGGAGCAGGCCAGCGGAGAGAUGAGAAGCUACAGCUGGGUUCCUCUACGCACAGCCAGGUGCUGGAAGUCUAGGUUCACAGAAAAGACAGGAGAGGAGUUUUAUGACACAGGCCCCCACCUUCGAGGCAGGAUUCCCUGGAGAUUUGAAGUAGCUAGUCUUCCUAUGAGUAAUUUUACCACUAGGACUCUGUUCCCACAUCUGUGGACAUCAUGAGGCUCUUGUGCCCAAAGACAGGAUGGUUUCCCACCUGCAGCCCCUCAAAUUCUGUCCCUGCUUGCCUGUGCCCUCAUAGGGGCUCACUAGCAGAUCAGCACGUUGGUAAGACUCUGGCUGGCCUUCGGCACAAAGUCCUUCCUGGGGCCACCUCUAGGUCAGGACCCUUCCAGUCACAUGACACGGGGGAAGGAAUGCCGCUGGGUUCUGUUCGCUCUGAGUGUGUUCUUGGGGACCCCAGUGACCUCAGUUUCCCCAUGUGUAAAAUGAGGUUGGUGCCAGAUUCUGCCCACCUUUUCUCAGGAGCUGCCAAGGCUCACAGAGGCGACGGGGUUGAAGGUGGGUGGCGGGGGCAGUCAUACAAGGUGGCAGCAUUUGGGAGGCAGGUGAGGUUGUCUUCCUGGCUGGUGAUGGGCAGAGCCCUUGGGGAAAUGGGGGUGCAAUGUGUUGUUCUCUGGGCAGCACCACUCAUUAUUCAAGUCUAGUUGCAGCUGCUGUGGAGGAGGGAUGUGGCGUGUGUCCUGGGUGUGGUUGGGGACAGGUGGCUGGGACAGUCUCCAGGCCUGAGGCCCUGUGUGAAGUGAUGAUUUGUGGCACUCUCAUUCCUGGAUCACCUCCAGGUCACUGCUGUACCUGUGGCAUUCUUUAUUCUGUGAAGUUAUUAUAGUUUAUUCAACUCUUAACGGGACAAAUGAACAAAAGAACUAUAAAGAGGAGGUCGUGAAUGGCCUUUCAUGUCAGAGGA
Molecule: messenger RNA, 7165 nt
Organism: Jaculus jaculus (lesser Egyptian jerboa)
Lineage: Eukaryota; Metazoa; Chordata; Mammalia; Rodentia; Dipodidae
Gene: Arrb1
Product: arrestin beta 1
Exons: 16
Coding region: 152-1393 (413 amino acids)
Biological process (GO): G protein-coupled receptor internalization; visual perception; signal transduction
Molecular function (GO): G protein-coupled receptor binding
Source: RefSeq, a predicted model, not a curated record